AUGAUUCAGGAGAACACGAUGGCUCCGGAGCAUGCUACGUCCUCGGGCCCGGCGCCUCGGUCGUUGCAUGAUGUCCCGUACGACUCCUUGCCAGACAAGUACCGAGUAUGGCCGGGCAAGCCCGGCUCCAGGGAAGAAGGCCUCGGACGCCUCGUGCUGCUCACGCCCGAGAUCGUCGCCGAAGCAGCCAGGCGUUGCAUUCAGACAGGCGUCCGCGUCUCGCUCAACUGGGACCUUACCAAGCUAGACACUGCCAACUUCAGCCGUUCCCCCGCCCAGCACCACAUCUUCUCCCUGCUCGGGGGCAAGGCAUUUGACGAUGUCUACAUCUUCAACCCCCAACAGUCGACCCAGUGGGAUGGCCUCCGCCACUUCUCGGCACCGUUUCCCACGGAGGAGAACCCGGCACAGCGGUUGUAUUACGGUGGGACGACGGCCAUGGAGAUUACGCACCGCGCCAACCAUCGCAUUGGCAUCCAGCACUGGGCCACGGAGGGCAUCUGUGGCAGGGGCGUGCUGCUUGACUACGUCGCAUAUGCCGAGAAGCACUCCAUAACGUACAGCCCUCUGUCACAACACGGGAUCCCGCUCCGAGUCUUGAAGCAGAUGGCCUGCGACCAGGGAAUUGAGUUCCGCCGCGGCGACAUCCUCUUCAUCCGGACGGGCCUGACGAAGCUAUGGGAUACCCAAAUGACCCCAGCCGACAAGGUGGCCUAUUCGCACGACCCCAUCCCCCGCCACGCCGGCGUCGAGGGGACCGAGGAAAUGUUGCGCUGGCUCUGGGACGAAGGAUUCGCGGCCGUGGCGGGAGACUCCAUUUCGUUCGAGGUGUACCCGCCGCUGGAGUCGUAUCCCAGAGAGGACCAGGACGAUGAGCCCGGACUGUUUCUGCACGAGCGUCUCCUCGCCGGCAUGGGGGUUCCUAUUGGUGAGCUCUUUGACCUCGAGGAGCUCAGCCGCACGUGUCGAGGCCUUGGCCGCUGGGAGUUUUUCGUCACCAGCUCGCCCCUGAACAUGCCGGGGGGCGUGAGCAGCCCGCCCAACUGCCUGGCAUUGUUUUGA
Molecule: messenger RNA, 1062 nt
Organism: Hirsutella rhossiliensis
Lineage: Eukaryota; Fungi; Ascomycota; Sordariomycetes; Hypocreales; Ophiocordycipitaceae
Product: putative cyclase domain-containing protein
Exons: 1
Coding region: 1-1062 (353 amino acids)
Molecular function (GO): arylformamidase activity
Source: RefSeq, a predicted model, not a curated record